AUGUCUGAAGCCACAGGUGAAUCGUCACUUCAUUUAGAAGAAGAUGUAAAACGAGCUAUCGUUCUUCUCGAUCGUCUACGUACAACGAGCGAAAUUCCUGAAGCGAAAUUACUUGAAUUACAACGUAUCUUCCAAAGCGAUUUCUUUAAUGCGGUUCUUGAAGUCUAUGAAAAAAUUUAUGAAACAGUACAGAUCUCUGGUUCGCCAGAAGUUCGAGCUAAUGCGACGGCUAAAGCCACUGUUGCUGCUUUUGCUGCUAGCGAAGGUCAUUCACAUCCACGUGUUAUCGAAUUGCCCAAAACUCAAGAAGGUCUGGGAUUUAAUGUAAUGGGUGGCCGUGAACAAAAUUCUCCGAUCUAUAUUUCGCGUAUAAUUCCAAAUGGUGUUGCUUGGAAGCAUGGCGGAUUGAAAAAAGGCGAUCAACUAUUGUCUGUUAAUGGUGUUUCAGUUGAGAAUGAAUAUCAUGAGAAAGCUGUUGAAUUACUCAAACAAGCGCAAGGCAGUGUGAAGUUAGUUGUACGCUAUUCGCCACAGGUUUUAAUCGAAAUGGAAAAUCGGUUCGAAAAACAACGUACAGCACGAAAACCACCAGCACCAGCAUCAACUUCACCUACAAAUAAAUAA
Molecule: messenger RNA, 624 nt
Organism: Adineta ricciae
Lineage: Eukaryota; Metazoa; Rotifera; Eurotatoria; Adinetida; Adinetidae
Source: the annotation of a GenBank genome assembly